This is a messenger RNA of Cannabis sativa, 1252 nucleotides long. RefSeq lists its product as uncharacterized. Bases 98 to 1033 code for a protein of 311 amino acids. The record is from RefSeq and is a predicted model, not a curated record. The transcript is spliced from 3 exons. NCBI's taxonomy places the organism in Eukaryota, Viridiplantae, Streptophyta, Magnoliopsida, Rosales, Cannabaceae.
UAGAAUUACAAGUACUAUAUAUAAGAGUGUAGUGAUAACAAAUUCAAAUAAAGUACGUUAAUUAGGGAAGAGAUUAAUAUUCAAAGAAUUAAUCAAAAUGGAUUCUUCUAGUAGUAGAAAUAAUGAAGAGGACUUAAUUAAUCUCUGGUUGAGAGAUGAACCAUUGGAACAAGAAGAAGAAGAAGAAGAACAAGAACCAUUAUCAACCAUUGAUUUCACAUCUUUGAGUCCUCAUGUAGAUGAGAUCAUUACAGAAGAUGUUUCUAAUAUGGCAACACCACAACUUGCGUUAGCACCCGAAUUGGCACGUGCAACCGCGCCCGCGCCUGCACCCGAAUCACCUGAAUUGGCAUCUGGAGGCGCACUCACGCGCGCACGCGCAAGUGCGCGAGCACCAAACAGAGCAUCUGCAUUAGAGCAAGCAACUGAAUUGGCAUUAGCAACUGCACGCACACGAGCACGAGCAAAUGCACGCGCACGCGCACGCGCACGCACACGUGCACAAGCACCCCGAUCAGCGCUAGCGCCAAACAGAGCACACGCAUUAGAACAAGCAACUCAAUUGACAUCUGCAGCUGUGCGCGCACUUGCAAGAGCGCGAGCACGAGAACGAACACGAACACGAGAGCAAGCACGAGAACUACUGCUAUAUUCUCGUCAAAGAUUAGCAGCAGCACGAGUUCACUUACUUCAACAACACCAAUUUCAUCAUCUAAGAGCAGAAGCAUUAGGAUUAGUAGUAGUACCUCAACAACACCAACAUCAUUAUCAAAGAACAGAACAGUUACUACAACAACUAUUACUACAACAACAACAGCGACUACAAUUACAACAACAACAACAACAACAACAGCAACAACAACAACAACAACAACAGCAACAACAACAACAGCUACAAUAUCAGAUACCAUUUGAUCAUCAAAGACCAGCUCCAAUACAAGACCAAAUUGUACAUCAAAACCCACCAGCACCAGCACCAUUACCACCAGAUGAUGAUGAUGAAAUCACAGAUUGGGAUCUUUACUUUUCGUAAUCUUGAGCUACAACACAUACAUAUACUAACAUUUUUACCAUUGCAAAUUAUUAUAGAAUCAAUUUGGGCCCAAAGUAUAUGUUUUGUUCAUUGUGACAAUUUUCAAUUGUUCUGUUUUCAAUUUUCCAAAUAUGAAGACUUUUGUGUAAAUGUUGGAACAACUGAGCAAUGAUGUUAAUUUUCAUGCAAUCAUAUUAUUAUUGUUAAUUUGUAACUGUA